This is a messenger RNA of Marasmius oreades (fairy-ring Marasmius), 1958 nucleotides long. RefSeq lists its product as uncharacterized. Gene Ontology annotation, molecular function: dioxygenase activity. The transcript has 10 exons. The record is from RefSeq and is a predicted model, not a curated record. NCBI's taxonomy places the organism in Eukaryota, Fungi, Basidiomycota, Agaricomycetes, Agaricales, Marasmiaceae. Bases 756 to 1886 code for a protein of 376 amino acids.
GCAUCACGGUCACGCACACCAUUUUCUCCUGAAUCUUAGCGCGCUUCAUUGCUCGGUUGACUGUCAAUGAACGUUGUCAAUGUAAAGGAUUUGAAACAUAUUCGCAUUAGUAGCUGUGGUGUACUCGUUCAACUACUAACGACACCUGGGAAGUAAAAAUGCGUCUCCAGACCGACACAUGGAAACUUAUAGACCUUACGCUGGCAUUCCCAGCUUUGUCCACUCCGAGUCCUACCGAUUAAUCACCAAGCUACUUUGGGAGAACUGUUUGCAGAACAUGAGAGCUUGGAACCAAAGGCCCCAGAGUUCUCGUCCAUUAACGUCCUUACUAUUCGUUACGAAGACCAGAGCUUCGAGGAUGAAAAAGGUGCCGAGCCUUCGACUAGCAUACCUGCAUCACGAGCUUCAUAAAGCGACUACUGUAAGUGCCACCCCGAUCGGAUUGAGACCAAGUUAAACAUCUUUAUUUUGAGGACGGAAUACGCAUCGCGUUUCUUUUACUAACCGAAGCUUUGGAUUCUUCGGUAUAGUUAAUCAUCCUUGAAGUCCUAGUGAUGUCUUUUCUUAAUGCCUGUACGUCCCAAUCCGGCUUCAUCGCAAACACACCACUUCAAUUUUCCACGAAACAUCGUCAUGUGCCACUGAUGUUUCCCAGAGUGAUAGAAUUGUCAUCUGCUUUGACUGAGAAGCAUCGUUGUAUUGAGGUCACGGACUAGUAUACCUCAUCGCUCGCUGAAACCCUCCCACCUCCCACCAUGGUAUCCACAGACCUCGAAAACUGGCUUCCUCCACCUGAGACCCACGCAGAACUCGACUGGGCCCCACUUCUCACUCUUGACCUGUCCCGCUUUGACAAACCGGGUGGAAAAGAAUCCUUGGCUGCGGAAUUAAGGGACGCUUCCACGAGUUGGGGUUUCUGGACGGUAAUUAAUUCCGGUAUCCCGCAAGCCUUGGUCGAUCGCCAUUUCGCCAUCGCCAAUAUGUUCUUCAAUCAGUCUACCGACGAGAAGAAGAAGGUCAUUGCUGAUUAUGAGGGUGGUGGAAGCCAUUUUGGUUAUCGGGUACCAAGAGUUAUGGAAGUGGGCGACGAGCAUGGCGAGAAGCACAAAAUGUUACAAAACGUUGAAGGGCUAAACAUUCCAAAAAUACCUUCCCUGGAUCAAGAAAUGACUGAACCUCUCCACGACGUGAUCAAAAAGUACCGCAGCGACAUAGCUGAGUUUCAGAAACUUUGUUAUGAAAAAGUUUUACGUCGCCUACUCGUACUCAUCGCCAUCAUCUUGGAACUACCGGAAGACUAUUUUGUCGAACGGCACGAUUUUUGCGCUCCUUCGGAAGACCAUGUCAGAAUGUUAAAGUACCAUCCCCGUUCGGAAGAAGAGGACAAGAAAAUGAAGGAUACAUGGCUAAGGGGCCAUACGGACUUUGGGUCCUUGACACUACUUUUUAGCCAACCUGUCGCGGCGUUACAAAUACUAGCGCCCUCCAAUGAGUGGAAAUGGGUGAAACCCGUCGAAGGGGGUAUAACCUGCAAUGCAGCGGACGUGAUGUCCCUCCUGACAAAGGGUUAUAUCAAAAGCAGUGUUCACCGCGUCGUUCGACCACCACCAGACCAGGCUCACCUACCCAGAAUCUCCUUAAUUUACUUCUUGAGGCCAGGUAACGAUGUACCUAUGAUCCCCGCACCUAGCCCGGUCCUUCUACGAAAGGGACUGAUCGGGAAGGAGGAGGUCAAUGAGGAGGAGAUUGUGACAGGGUAUGAGUAUGUACGUGCCCGCGCGGGGUACUUCAAUACUCGCAAGACAUUGAAGGUCGGCCAGAAAGGGCAAGCAGAGAAACCGGUUCAUAAAGUCAAGCACUUGACCGUUCAAGAUUACUACGUUUGAUUUGGGGAUAGAAGAGACUAAAGCGAGUGUUCUGAAUCGAAUGCUGUAGAACAUCUGUACGAUACGGACGGC